This is a messenger RNA of Phoenix dactylifera (date palm), 1218 nucleotides long. The record is from RefSeq and is a predicted model, not a curated record. NCBI's taxonomy places the organism in Eukaryota, Viridiplantae, Streptophyta, Magnoliopsida, Arecales, Arecaceae.
UCCCUUCAAUUUUGUCAUCUACGCACCCGGUUUCCAUCUUCUCCCUCUGGAUCUCCAUCUUCUCUCCUCUCCGCCUCCUUGGAAGGAAAUCGCGACAGGAUAAACGGAAGAGAUUCCAUCUUUGGAUCGGUAGGCAUCAAAGCUAAUGCAACUCUAUCUCUUCCAACCCGCUUUCACACCAACUUCACCAUACCACUCGCCUCUUAUCAAUGGGAGAAACCCUCUCCUUCACCCACCUAAGACCUCCUUCCUCCCCUCUUUGGUCAGCAACCCCUCCCUUCUUAAAGGCGUCCCCAUUAGGCCACCUCCCCAUGGCCAGAAUUGGAAGGUCACCUCCUCCCUGAUUGAAAGCCCUGUGCUUUGGGCUGGCAGGCUCUGCAUCUUCUAUGCCCUCCUCAAGGCUGGCCUUGCGGGCUCCCAGUCCAAUCCAUUCAUCUCUUCAGAGGAGGGGAAUGGUGGUGCUGAUUUGGGGUUUUUCAAGUUUAUUGAGAGCUUGCAAGGGAGAUCAGAUGAUAAAGAAGCGAAAGAUAGAAGGAAACUAGUCAGUAAGUGGCAUCCAACAACCAAGGGUACGCUUAAGAGGAGUUACAGAGUACCUUCAAAGAAUGAAGGCCGCCGCCUCCUAAAAGCCAUUGCAUCCUUACUAUCUGAUGAUGAUCAUUUCACCGAUGCUACCUCACACAAGGGUUGUCAAAUAAGGAGGGAGAGUGCUCAUGGGGAAAGUGUAUGCUGCAACAAUGUACGAGCUCUGUUUGAUGAGCUCCCCACUCCGCACCUGGUUGUUGAGAUCACUGCUUUUCCUGCAGGGCCACUAACAGACAGAGACUAUGUGAAGGCAGAGAAGCUUGAGAGGGUGUUGAGGUCUGGAUCUUCCAUUUGAGUCUUAUUACCUUCAUACGUGCCUCUGUACAUCAAUGAAUGACUGAUAUGUGGUGAACAGCAUGAGCUCCUAAUCUUUGUCAAAACUGUGACUGUCUAAGCCUGCAUGUUUGCAUGUGUAUUUAGCAUUAAUAUCUUUCUGAAUCUCAAUCUUUAAGGACAUGCAACAUCAUAUAAUCAAUUCUAAAUCUUUUAAGCUAUCAAGUAUCAUGGUAGGAGGACAUGACCUCUGGUGAAAAUGCAUGGUAAGACAGGUGAAAGCCAACAACAAAUUCUUGGCACAAAGAUAUAUAAAUGCAUGGUAUGUUGUUUUUUUAAUUCUGGUUUAACAAUUUGACA